Molecule: messenger RNA, 978 nt
Organism: Nilaparvata lugens (brown planthopper)
Lineage: Eukaryota; Metazoa; Arthropoda; Insecta; Hemiptera; Delphacidae
Product: MD-2-related lipid-recognition protein-like
Exons: 4
Coding region: 387-899 (170 amino acids)
Biological process (GO): sterol transport
Molecular function (GO): sterol binding
Source: RefSeq, a predicted model, not a curated record
UAAAAUUUUAAAUCGACUUUCAAAAUUCUUAUCAGAAUUAAAUUUAUAUGUUAUGUACACACAUUUCAACUAUCGACUUUCACAAUAAUUCUUAUCAGAAUUGAAUGAUGAUUCAUAUGUUAUGCACAAAAAUUUCAAUUUAUCUACUCAUCCGAGCAAACGUAAUAGAGUAAAUAACUGAUAGAACCAUGAUAACAAGGAAGAAGAAGGGGGCAGAGAACCUUUGUACUCUUGGUGCCAACAGCCAGUUUUCAGUUUAGUUUAAUAACUCGUCUGGGCAAGAUAGUUGCAGUAUUUCUGCCUAGAAUAGUGUUGUCAGGACUUCCGUGAGCCGAAAAUCGAAUAUAUCUUUCUCUUAUUUGGAAUUUUGACUUUACUCAUCCAGCAUGGUGUCAUUAAGUGUAUUACUUAGUAUCUGUGUAGUAUUAUUAGCUGAUGUCAUUUUCGUUUAUGGCGAAGAAGUAAAGUUCUCCAAAUGCCAAAAAUUCCAAAGAGACAAGGAUGGAGUAGCGAGACAGUAUGAGCAAUCGUGUAACAUACAGAAAGUGUUCGUUGACCCAUGCCCUGAUGCGGCCAGCAAUGAGCCUUGCAAAGUGAAACACGGCAAUGAAGGAGCAAUCACUGUUCAUUUCACACCUCAAUUUUCGGCAACAAACAUCAGUUCGCAAGCCUACUGGGACCAAGCACUAAUGAACGUACCAUUCGAAGAUAUGGACACCAAUGGAUGCAAGUACAUGAAGUGCCCCAUGGAGAAAGAUGUCGCCACCACCUACAGCUACAAAAUCGGCAUCAAAUCCACCUACCCACCGGACAUCUACACCGUGAAAUGGAAGGUACUAAGUGCUGAGGACCCAACAAAGGAAUGCUGUUUCAGAUUCAGACUGAAGAUUGUACCAUGAGCUUCGUGUACACUAAAUAUUAUUGAUUUAUUGAUGAUAUAUUGUUUUUUAAAAUAAAAACACCAUUUGUUCACUUUAA